AUGUGUUUGUUCCAGCUAUUGCCUCAUUUCAAGAAGGAACAUGUUUCUCACAUAAUUGAGGUACGAAGAAUUUUCACCGUUCACCAAUUCUUUUUUAAGCCUAAAUCGCUCACUACUCCUUUGAAAACACCAGUUCAGACCAUGAUGAUGGAUGACGAGGAAUUGGCCGACGAACAGGGUAGCGAGGGAGAAUCAACGAAUGAUGAAGAUGAAGAUAUGGGCGACGGUGAAGCAACUGGUGAGUCAGGAGUCGACCCUGAAGCGCUUAAUCGUCUAGAGAGUGCUCUAGGAAAGGCGGCUGUCAAGAGGAAAGGCGAUGCGAUUGAUGAGGAGGAGUCGGACGCUUCUGACGUUGAUGACGCUGAAAUGUUCGCAUUGGAUGAUCGGCUUGCAGCUGCGUUCAAGGCUAUGGCUCCUAAGAAGAGCGAGAAGUGA
This is a messenger RNA of Ostertagia ostertagi, 435 nucleotides long. The record is from the annotation of a GenBank genome assembly. NCBI's taxonomy places the organism in Eukaryota, Metazoa, Nematoda, Chromadorea, Rhabditida, Trichostrongylidae.